Emiliania huxleyi CCMP1516 is the source of this 435-nucleotide messenger RNA. RefSeq lists its product as hypothetical. Bases 1 to 435 code for a protein of 144 amino acids. The record is from RefSeq and is a predicted model, not a curated record. The transcript is spliced from 3 exons. NCBI's taxonomy places the organism in Eukaryota, Haptophyta, Isochrysidales, Noelaerhabdaceae.
AUGGUGUCCACCUGGCUUUCGCUCCUCGGUGAGGCGACGCACACGCCAGAGGAGCCGCCGCCGCCCAACGCUUCGCAGCUGCUGGUCCCGAUGCCGCGUCCCGUGGUCAGCUUGGGCCUCGUGCAGCAGCUAGACGUCGCACUCGUCGCGCUCAUCGCCGCCAGCGCAAACCUCUGGUGGUGCGGGCGGCGGCGCGCGGCAGCUUGGCUGCUCUGCGCCAGCUUCGUGGUCCGCACUUGGCUGCAACAGCCAAUCACGGCACUUCUCCCAGUCGAAGCGCUGCCGCCCUUCGUCGACCUGCUCCGCUCCAACGCGCUGCGCUGCGCCUUCUUCGUGUUCGCGGCCCUCGUCGGCGCCUCCCCCCUCUCCUUCCGAGAAGGCACAGCCGCGCUCCUCGCUGUUGUGGCCGCGUGGCUCGUCCAGGCGGGCUCCUAA